This is a messenger RNA of Tilletiaria anomala UBC 951, 548 nucleotides long. Its product is annotated as 60S ribosomal protein L14. Gene Ontology annotation, biological process: translation; ribosomal large subunit biogenesis. Gene Ontology annotation, molecular function: structural constituent of ribosome; RNA binding. NCBI's taxonomy places the organism in Eukaryota, Fungi, Basidiomycota, Exobasidiomycetes, Georgefischeriales, Tilletiariaceae. The transcript is spliced from 2 exons. Gene Ontology annotation, cellular component: cytosolic large ribosomal subunit; ribosome. Bases 1 to 423 code for a protein of 140 amino acids. The record is from RefSeq and is a predicted model, not a curated record.
AUGUCGAAGGCUCCUAGCACAUUCAAGCGAUUCGUCGAGGUCGGCCGGGUCGUCCUCGUCUCCAAGAAAGACUCGGAGGAUGAUGGCAAGCUCGCCGUCAUCACAGAGAUCAUUGAUGCCAACCGGGCCAUCAUUGACGGCCCAGUCACUGGUGUUGCCCGUCAACCGUUGGCGUACAAGUACAUGAUCCUUACCCCUCUCGUCGUCAAGGAGCUUCCCCGGGCGGCAGGCACACCGACUGUCAAGAAGUACUUUGAGAAGGCGGACAUUGCUGCCAAGUGGGCGCAAUCGUCAUGGGCCAAGAAGCGCCAGGCGUCCAAGGCACGCAAGGAGGCGAACGACUUCCAGCGCUUCGAGAUCAUGCUGCUCAAGAAGCAGAGGCGAAGGAUGCUCGGUGCCGCCGCCAAGAAGGUUUCGGUCUAAUCGAUAGACAGGCAUGUGCCACGCUUGCCUUCUUUACGCCGCUUCAUCGCUGCUGCCACAGCUCUCCAUGAUCGCACACUUGUAUUUUGACCUCCAUGCAAGCUAGGGUACUAAAAGCACAUCUA